Alternaria atra is the source of this 492-nucleotide messenger RNA. RefSeq lists its product as uncharacterized. NCBI's taxonomy places the organism in Eukaryota, Fungi, Ascomycota, Dothideomycetes, Pleosporales, Pleosporaceae. The transcript is spliced from 2 exons. The record is from RefSeq and is a predicted model, not a curated record. Bases 1 to 492 code for a protein of 163 amino acids.
AUGCUUUUCUCAAUCAUCCUCUCGGCAGUGUUUGUCACUGCUGCCAUGACCGCACCUGCCAGCCUUGACGGCCGUGGCGAUGAAGACUGCGUCCCUAUCUCUUACACUAUUUCAAACUACAAGCUAGUCACUUCUCCCACCUCUGGAAGCGUCGACUUCACUUUCAAAUCUUUCUUCCCCAUGGCCAACGUUGACGACCCCGUUCAGGCCGGCGCUCAUUGCAGUGGCUCCGGUGCCUCUGUCCCCAACAACAACGAGUGUCAGGUCUCCAACCGUCGUCUUCUCUUCGACCUCCGUGGACCUCAAGACCAGGCCUACUACCAGAUCAGCCAUUCCUGGACCUGCUUUGGCAACCAGUGGAUGUCUGGCAACGCAGUAAAGGUCGACUCACUAGACUGCCACAACGAGGGUGAUGAGCGCGUCUGCACCAGUGGACCCCAAACCUUUGCUCCUCAGAACGUGCGCAAGAUCUGCAAUUUGCCUCAGUGCUAG